AUGAAUGGUGUCCUACACAUCACAUUUAUAGUCAUCCUGAGUGUGGAAUUUAUAAUGGGCAACUUUGGCAAUGGAUUCAUAGCAGUGGUGAACAUCAUGGACUUGGUCAAGGGAAGAAAGAUCUCUUCAGUGGAUCAGAUCCUCACUGCUCUGUCUAUCUCUAGAAUUGCGCUGCUGUGGUUAAUAUUAGUGAGUUGGUGUCUAUUUAUGCUUUACCCAGGACAAUGGAUGACUGAAAGAAUAGUUGGCAUAAUACACAGUAUAUGGACAGCAUUCAACCAGAUUAGUCUCUGGUUUGCUACAAGUCUCAGCAUCUUUUGUUUUUUCAAGAUAGCAAAUUUUUCCAACACUGUUUUCAUUUAUUUAAAGGUCAGAGUUAAAAAAGUAAUGACAGGGACAUUGAUAAUGUCUUUGGUUCUGUUGUGUUUAAAUAUUAUAGUUAUCAAUGCACCAGAGAACAUUUUAAUCACCGAAUAUAAUGUAACAAUGUCUAACAGCUUGAUCUUGAAUAACACACAGCUUUUUAUGCUGUUUUCAUUUGCUAACACCAUGUUUGGGUUCAUACCUUUUGCUGUGUCACUGGUCACUUUUCUCUUACUCAUUUUCUCCCUGUGGAAACAUCAGCAGAAGAUGCGACACAGUGCCCAUGAAUGCAGAGAUGUCAGCACCAAGGCCCACAUAAGAGCCUUGCAGACACUGAUUGCCACCAUCUUCCUGUAUUCCAUUUUCUUCCUGUCUCUUGUUGUCAAAGUUUGGAGUUCUCUGCUUCUGGAGAGAACAUUGCUGCUUUUUAUCACACAGGCUGCAAAAACCGCUUUUCCCUCGGUGCACUCCUGGGUCCUGAUUCUGGGCAAUGCUAAACUGAGAAAGGCUUCUUUCUUUGUACUCCUGUGGCUGAGGUGCAGGCACAAAGAAGAAAACCCUAGAGUGUACAGACCUGGGGUUCAUUUAUGUGGAUCGUCUUGCAUAGCUUAG
Messenger RNA from Arvicanthis niloticus (Nile rat), 975 nucleotides. RefSeq names its product taste receptor type 2 member 116-like. NCBI's taxonomy places the organism in Eukaryota, Metazoa, Chordata, Mammalia, Rodentia, Muridae. Gene Ontology annotation, biological process: G protein-coupled receptor signaling pathway; detection of chemical stimulus involved in sensory perception of bitter taste; sensory perception of taste. The record is from RefSeq and is a predicted model, not a curated record. Gene Ontology annotation, molecular function: G protein-coupled receptor activity; bitter taste receptor activity. Gene Ontology annotation, cellular component: membrane.